Molecule: messenger RNA, 1416 nt
Organism: Schistocerca piceifrons (Central American locust)
Lineage: Eukaryota; Metazoa; Arthropoda; Insecta; Orthoptera; Acrididae
Product: facilitated trehalose transporter Tret1-like
Exons: 5
Coding region: 1-1416 (471 amino acids)
Biological process (GO): transmembrane transport
Cellular component (GO): membrane
Molecular function (GO): transmembrane transporter activity
Source: RefSeq, a predicted model, not a curated record
AUGCUGCCGUCACGGGUACCACUCCAGCUGCCAGCAGCGAUGGCAGUGUCGCUGGCGUACCUCAACGCCGGCAUGUUUUUCGGCUGGAGUUCGCCGAUAAUCCCGGAGCUGCAGAAGAACACGUCGCACAUCCCCAUCACGGAGGACCAGGGCUCGUGGCUGGCGUCCGUGGGCCUGCUCGCCUCGUUGCCGCCCACUCUGCUGCUCGGCGUGUUCGUGGAGACUGUUGGCCGCCGAUGGGCGUUGCUGUUCGCUGCCGUACCCCUGCUGACCGUCGCUGUGUGGCAGCGGUUCGCCACCACCUUCGGGGAACUGCUCGCCACCAUCGUUGUGGGCAGCGUCAGCGCGAGCAUCAUCUUACCUUUGGCUCCCGUUUACUUGGUUGAAAUAGCCGAGGACCGCAUCAGAGGGUUCUUGGUGUCACUGGGUACAUUGAUGCUGGGAGUGGGUUCCCUGCUGAUCACCGCUAUUGGGCCAAAAGUGUCUUUCUUCACGGUGACCGAAAUCAUGAUGGUCGGGCCGGUCUUGUUUGUGGCCAUCUUCUGGUGGAUGCCAGAGAGUCCGUACUUCUUGUUGGCGAAGCAUCGCAAGGACGAAGCGACCAAGGCGCUGAUGAGGCUGCGCGGGAAGAGUUCGGAGGAGGAGGUGCAGGGCGAGCUGGAGGUCAUCCAGAGGGGACUGGAGGAGCGCUCGCAAAAGGAGAUCAGCGCCGCAGACGCCUUCCGGGAGCUGCGGAGGAACGCCAGGUCGCGGAGGAUCUUCAUGUUAUCAAUGGUCUUCACGAUGUGUGUGGUGCUGAGCGGCGUCGACGCCAUCGGUGCCAACACACUGCAUAUCCUGGUGGAGAGUAACAGCUCGCUGGACCCGGAGCUUUCGGCCAUCGGCGUCUCCAGCAGCACGGUGCUGUCCUGUAUUGUCUUCUCCCUCGUGGUGGACCGACUGGGUAGGAAGCCACUGCUGCUGUUCUCCUUAUGUGGCUGCUGCGUCGCUACUACAUCCCUCGGCGUCUACUUCUUCCUCAGCAUCUAUGCCAGCGAGGGCACCACAGACGCUGUCUUCUGGCUGCCUCUUAUCGGUCUCAUUGUCUAUUUUGUGUCCUUCGGCAUGGGCUUGAACUCUCUGGUAUGGGUGCUGCCCAACGAGCUGGUGCCGCCCUCGCUUCGAGUGCUGGCCUCCUCCUCCGUCUACGUCUUGAUGGCGGUGUUGGGCUUCAGCGACACCAAGCUGUUCCAGGUGGUCACCGACGCCUACGGCGCUUUUAUACCUUUCUGGUUUUUCGCGACGUGCUCUUUCCUAGGGAUUAUCUUCGUGUGGUUCUUCAUUCCUGAAACCAAAGGACGCUCGUUGGCCAACAUAUCAUCUGAGAAGAGCGUUGAAUCUUCUCCACACCAUAACCAGUCCAGCCAACCAACUUGA